CCUCCUAAAACUUGAUAACCGCCACAUCGCUUUCCCAUCACGAAAGCAAGAAACGAUUGAAUCAUUUCCAAUAUUUGAUCACUUCUUAGUUCUCCGAUAUUAAAAUUUAAAGAUACUUCGUCGAAUCUAUCGAAUUUGAUUUAUUCAUUACCGCGGGAGACACGUGCAGAGUAGAAUUGCUGCUGUAAUUCCUCGAGUCACUGUUUUAAGAGACAUCGCCACCAUUCAGACUCGUCUCACUUGCGCGCGUCAAAUAAUCAAUUAUCAAAGAGCUCCAACGUCAAUUCCAACCCGCUAUCAAAAUUCUUCCUCGUGCAUCGAAAUGCCUCUGGGAUAUGAGAGGAUUAAUGCGAGGAAAUCUCAGCCGAAUGACCAUAUCGUCUUCAUCAAACCCCUGGAAGGCCCUGACAAAGAGAUCGCGCAGCAGUUCUUAGAACGGAUCGCGGCGCAAUGCCUACCAAUUAUGAGAGAGCAUCAUAUCUUGGUCGUAUCCCUAGAAGAAUACGAGCCAAACCGGGAAUUUGUUGGUCGUAAUUUCAAUGCAGGAGAAGUGAUACAACUAGUGUUGAAGUCACUUUCUACCAGACAAUGGCUACCAUUCAACUAUGUCCAGAUGGUGAUGAUGCAUGAAUUGGCUCAUUGCAAGCAGAUGAACCAUUCAAAGGCGUUCUGGGCUGUAAGAAAUAGCUAUGCAGACCAGAUGAGAGUCUUGUGGUCGAAGAACUACACCGGUGAAGGACUAUGGGGUAGGGGCGCUCUAUUAGAAACCGGUGAGUUUGAGAAGAACACAGUAUCAUCAGAUAAACAUCUGCCAGAGCAUCUAUGCGGAGGGACCUAUCGAUCAAGGGGUAGGAAACGGAGACAAAAGAAACAGUUGUCCUACCAAGAAAGGAAGCAACGCCGAAUUUUGAAGAAGUUUGGUGCGAACGGGGUUGCUCUCGGUGAAGACGAAGCUAUCAAGACCGAGCUGGAGAAAGGGAAGAAACCUCAAGGCAAGCCCCGUGUGGCGGCAAGCAAACGAGGCCGGGAACUUAGAGCGGCAGCAGCCUUAGCUCGGUUCGACCAGCAGAAGAAAGAAGCCGAAGAGGUCAAGGCUGAGUCGUAUAUUAACAUCAAAGAAGAAGAAGACAGCGGCUCGGAGACGGGGAGCGAUAGCGAGGAGGAGGAAGCCAUUGUGGAUAUAAACGGCCGGCGGCUUGUCGAUACCAAGGGCCAUAAUUUAAUCAAAGUAUGCGAAGACGAGGACACCGGGGACGAAGACGCGCAGAACGAGCUCAAAGAACUUUUCCAAUCCACCAUUAAAGUCAAGCCUGAGAAGCUUGAAGUGGUACCGCCGAUAAGAACUAUACCUCAAGCGGCCGAACUAGUAGCGAAACCACGUGCUAGCAAUGAGAAGAAGAUAAGUAAUGGUUCGAAGAAGUCACGGCAAGGAGAGGCGAGUAGCGCUACUAUCUCUAUUACUAGUAGCAUCAUCCCAAAUUCAACGGCGGGGACUUGUCCUAUGUGCUCGUUCGAGAGUGGUCCAGAAGCUACUAUAUGUGGCGUCUGUUCUCACGUUUUAGAUCCUGGCAAGGUCCCUGAUUCGUGGAGAUGCAAGAGUUCAUCCUGUCGCGAAAGCUUGUAUCUGAAUGCCGGGGACGCUGGAAUCUGCGGCGUGUGCGGUGGGCGGAAAGCUGUGUAAAGAGCAAGCAAGUACCUAAGCAAGCAAACCUGCUCGCACACCGAUUUUUCAAUUUUGGUGUCAUUUUUACCUUUCGUCAACGGUCACAUGCCGGACAGUUUCUUUCAGACAGAGGAGAGCCUUCAUCGUUCAUUGGCUAUCAAGUUCUUAUAAGGUCAAAGUCCUAUGUAUGUAGGUAAUUAUGCCUUUAGGGCCUUUUUAAUCCUUCCCGGCUUAUCUCAUCUAAUUGCUGUUUUUAAUAGAUACCAUAGGAUCGAUCGUACGGCGCAGAAAAUGCUUG
This is a messenger RNA of Daldinia caldariorum, 1961 nucleotides long. Its product is annotated as WLM-domain-containing protein. The transcript is spliced from 3 exons. The record is from RefSeq and is a predicted model, not a curated record. NCBI's taxonomy places the organism in Eukaryota, Fungi, Ascomycota, Sordariomycetes, Xylariales, Hypoxylaceae. The coding region runs from base 323 to 1681 and encodes 452 amino acids.